Molecule: messenger RNA, 507 nt
Organism: Pocillopora meandrina
Lineage: Eukaryota; Metazoa; Cnidaria; Anthozoa; Scleractinia; Pocilloporidae
Source: the annotation of a GenBank genome assembly
AUGCGAGAUGAAGAAAAGGCAAGUGGAAUAGAUACAGAUUUGAGUGACGUUGAAAAAGCACUUGAGGAGAUAGUAGAAAAAGAAGCUGUGGUUGAAGAAACAGCGCAAAAUGACAAAAAGAAAGUCGAUAGUGCCAAAGCAGCGGAAAUGAGAUACAGAGCUCUAGAGAACCUUGGCGGGACACAGAAAAGACAAAGAAAAGAUGAGUUAGAGAAUGAAACAGUAGCAAGAGCAAAACGUCGAAGAAGUGGCAGUGACAUGGUGGCAUAUUUGCGAGAAAAGAACGAUCUCAUGUAGAAAUGGAAAAUGGAAGAAAUGCAGCUACAGAAUCAGCGAUUAGAGGCUGAAAGUAAGAAGGAGGAGCAGUCCAAAGAGCAACAGGAUUUGAUGCAGGUCAUGCAGCAGCAAACUAAACAGCAACAAGAACAAAUGCAAAAAUUUCAGAAGAUGUUCACGCUAAUGCAGCAGCAGCAGUCUCAAAUUAUCAUAAAACCUCUAGUAAUCUAA